AUAAGUAUAAUCUUUCCUUUUCACGUCGCGUUUUGACACUAAUAACUGCAAAUUGAACGCCAGCCUGCCCGCAUAACCAUAUGCUGCCGCAACGUUGGGACGACCAAUAAGACUGCAAAAUGCUUUUGCAGUCAAUAAGCAGGCAAAAAAAAAACAAUCCUAAUGCAGCCGGAUAUGCGAUUAGACCGCCUCAAGGACAUUAACUCCAGGAGAGUUCUGGAUGAGGCUGCAAGAAGACGUCGACUGAGGAAGGCACUAGAGGCGCUGGAGAGCGACAACUUCCAAGAUGAUCCCCAUGCCGACCUGAAGAUGAGCAAGAGAGCGCCAAAGUUUGAGGAGUCCAUGGAUGAUAAAAUGCCAAAGAAGAAGAGAAAGUCCAAAUCUGAUGUCUACAAAUUUAGGUUUAAGAAAAAUUUUGCUUCGUUAUUGGAAGAAGAGCACAAUACAGAGGAGCCAAACUACUUCUCAGCUCAAGUUCCACCGUCACAGUUUCCUGAGCGACAUUUUUGUGCUGUCUGUGGAUCACCAUCUAACUACAAGUGUGUACCCUGUGGUGCCCGCUACUGCUGUGUACGAUGUCUGGGAACACAUCAAGAUACCAGGUGCCUGAAGUGGACGGCUUGAGAAAGUUUGGUGAAAGAGCUGGAAGAGAAAACGUUUCAGAAUCUGGGUUCUACAUUCUAGAAAGACAUCUGUUGAUUCUAACUGUACUGAGCCAGGCGAUAAUACAAGAAACUUGAUGAUAAGCUAAACAAGUGGUCUCAGCAUCUCACUUCAUGGAUAUACCAAGGAGAGUGACCUGGAAUGUAUUUGUAGGAGAAAUACAUUGCCUGGCAUCACCACAGUAGUAAGGUUGAUGAAUUUCCUACAAUUAUUUCACUGACAAGGCUGACCCCAGGGAAAUGGUUCUCACCCUUCUUCUGAGUGUGUCUUCUGCCACUGUUCAAGCUCUCGCAGCAGCCCUGCUCAUAUCAGUAUUAUUAUUAUUAUCUGUCCUGUAUAUGACAUUGACCUGGCGUAUAAAGCCGUGCCUAUGGUUGUCGGUGCAAAACGUGCACGCAGGUGAUGCACGCACGCACGCACGC
Messenger RNA from Lingula anatina, 1085 nucleotides. Its product is annotated as zinc finger HIT domain-containing protein 1. The record is from RefSeq and is a predicted model, not a curated record. Gene Ontology annotation, biological process: chromatin remodeling. NCBI's taxonomy places the organism in Eukaryota, Metazoa, Brachiopoda, Lingulata, Lingulida, Lingulidae.